AUGAUACGUGUUCUCCCGAUUCUGGCAUUGCUUGCCCCUAACGUCUUAUCUGCCGCCGUCCCCUGGCUCACAGCCUCCGACGACGCCUCGACCCAGCUCCCUCUCGUCAUCUGGCACGGGCUCGGCGACGACUUUGAGCGUGAUGGACUUAACGAAGUCGCCUCGCUGGUGGAUUCCGUCAACCCAGGUACUUACGUUCACAUCAUCCGACUGGCCGACGAUGGCAGUGGCGAUCGCCAGGCCACCUUCUUCGGAAACGUCACCGAGCAGAUCGAGACAGUCUGCAAGCAACUUGCCUCGGACCCGAUCCUGAGCACUGCGCCCGCCGUCAAUGCCCUUGGCUUCUCUCAGGGUGGCCAGUUCCUCCGUGGAUAUAUCGAGCGAUGCAAUAAGCCCCCUGUGCAUAAUCUCGUCACUUUCGGCGGUCAGCACAACGGAAUUUCAGAGUUUCAAGCCUGCAAGCUGGGCGACUGGCUCUGCAACGGGGUUGAAUCGCUGCUUCGCUCUGGACGAUGGUCAGAUUUCGCGCAGUCGCAUGUUGUUCCGGCACAGUACUUCCGUGAUCCCGAGGAAAUGGACUCGUACCUCGAGCACAGCAAUUUCCUGGCCGAUAUUAACAACGAGCGCGAGCUCAAGAACGUUCAAUACAAGAAACGCCUGAUGACACUCAACACAUUUGCUAUGUUUAUGUUUGACGAGGAUACAGUCGUCAUUCCCAAGGAGAGCGCCCUGUUUGCUGAGCACAAUGCGACCGAUGGUACAGUGACUCCCCUCCAGGAGAGAAAGAUUUACAAGGAGGACUGGUUGGGCCUGAAAAAGCUUGAUGAGCAGGGCAAACUGCACUUUAAGUCCGUGCCGGGUCAGCAUAUGCAAUUGACGGAGGAGGUUCUGAAGAAGACCUUUGAGGAUUAUUUCGGUCCCGUAGAGAACUCGCAGUCGGAUACUUCGUCACUCGGACUGAUUGCACAGCCUGGUUUCCGAGAGAUCUGA
Penicillium cinerascens is the source of this 990-nucleotide messenger RNA. Its product is annotated as palmitoyl-protein thioesterase family protein. Gene Ontology annotation, molecular function: thiolester hydrolase activity; palmitoyl hydrolase activity. The transcript has a single exon. Gene Ontology annotation, cellular component: lysosome. Bases 1 to 990 code for a protein of 329 amino acids. The record is from RefSeq and is a predicted model, not a curated record. NCBI's taxonomy places the organism in Eukaryota, Fungi, Ascomycota, Eurotiomycetes, Eurotiales, Aspergillaceae.